This is a messenger RNA of Notolabrus celidotus (New Zealand spotty), 10928 nucleotides long. It is a transcript of the gene cubn, whose product is annotated as cubilin (intrinsic factor-cobalamin receptor). The record is from RefSeq and is a predicted model, not a curated record. Bases 203 to 10816 code for a protein of 3537 amino acids. Lineage: Eukaryota; Metazoa; Chordata; Actinopteri; Labriformes; Labridae. Gene Ontology annotation, molecular function: calcium ion binding. The transcript has 65 exons.
AUAUGAUAUUAUGAUUUUAAAGAACAGUAAAGAAAUAGCUGAAGUGAAAUCCUCAGAGAAAAUGUUCAGGAGGAAGUUCAUCUCCACAAAUGUUGACACACUUCUGGUCAAAGUCUUCCCUGUGAGCAUUAGAGUGUAGCAGCACCUCAGACCCCUCACAAGUAAAGGUGUGAAGAGUGUCCAGACAACACAUCUCGUUUCUAUGGCUGGGACACUGCGGCUCCCACGGCCGCUCUUUGUCCUCUUUUUCUUCUUGGUGGGGCUGCAAGGAGAGCCCAAGGACGCGCCAGAGAGGCAGAACAGGGACAUUAGCAAUGACCAGCCCCGGAUGCUGUCAGACAACGGACACCUUGUUUUCACAACAGGUGACAGUAAAGAGAUCCGCUUCAAGAGUUCAGCAUCAGGCCGGAUUAAAGUGAACGAUGAAGACCUCACACAACUUCUGAGUCAGAUCAAAUCCAACAAAGAAGAAAUCGAGGACAUAAAGACUCACGGAGGAGGAGUCCCCUCUGACAUCACCAAUAAACUGAACCAGCUGGACACCAGGACGGUCCAGAAGGUUUCCUGUAGUAGUAACCCCUGUCAGAACGCAGGGACAUGUCUGAAUCUACUGAACUCAUAUCACUGCGUGUGUCCAAACAACUGGGCUCCUAAAUACCAGUGUAUCUGUGAGAGCGGCUGGGAGGCUCCAGCUGGAAACCCUGCCUGUGUGGCUGAUGUGAACGAGUGUAACCUCCCUAACAAACCGUGUUCUGCAAACCCUGUGGUCGCCUGCUACAACACUCAGGGCUCCUUCUACUGUGGAGCCUGUCCUGCUGGUUGGCAAGGUAACGGCUACAGCUGUCAGGACGUAAAUGAAUGUCUGAACAACAAUGGCGGCUGCUCCUCUGCUCCUAUGGUGCAAUGCCUGAACACCAUGGGCUCCUUCCACUGUGGUCCAUGCCCUCCAGGUUAUGAGGGAGAUGGGAGAACAUGCACUCAGUCCAAUGUCUGCGCUACAAACAAUGGAGGCUGUCACCCGUUAGCUACCUGCACCCCUAACCCAGGAGCAAGCCUCCCUAUAUGUACCUGCCCCCCGGGCUACAUAGGCAAUGGUUAUGGACCAGCUGGUUGCACCCAGAGCAGCAACAUCUGUCAGACCAACAACCCCUGUGUCAAUGGACAAUGUGUGUCCACCUCCUCAGCUCCUGGCUACAUCUGCAACUGCAACCCUGGUUGGCAAGGGACGAACUGUGACCAGAAUAUAAAUGAGUGCUCCAGCAACCCCUGUCAGAAUGGAGGCACCUGCACCGAUGCCACCAACGGGUUCACGUGUACCUGCACUGCACAGUGGACGGGCCCACUCUGCCAGACUGCACAGCAAGAGUGUGGAGGUUCCCUGUCUGGCCCUGCUGGUUCCUUCAGUUUUCCUAAUACUCCAGGUCAUGAUGAGUACGAUCACCUGGUCAGCUGUGCCUGGGUGAUCCGCAUCGAUCCAACCAAGAUCGUCCGUAUCACCUUUCCUUUCUUUCAUCUGGAGACCAGCACCAACUGCAACUACGACUUCCUCCAGAUCCACGACGGGGACAGUGCCUCUGCCUACAUGCUGGGAAAAUACUGUGGCCAAAAUAACCCCCCGGAGAUCAUCAGCUCCCACAACUCUCUGUACUUCUGGUUCCGCUCUGACGGCUCUGUCAGCGGUGGUGGCUUCACAGUUACAUGGCAAUCUCAGGAUCCAGUGUGUGGAGACGAACUGACGGCUCCCUAUGGGAACAUUAACUCACCUGGGUACCCCGGGAACUACCCACCCAGCCGUGACUGCUACUGGACUGUGACUGUGGCGCCCGGCCUGCUCAUCACCUUUGCAUUUGGAACUCUGAGUCUGGAGCAUCACACUGACUGCAACUUUGACUACCUUGAGAUCCGGGAUGGUCUUCUACCUGAAGACCCAGUUCUGGGUCGUUACUGCAGCACUGCAUCCCCUGCCCCUCUGCAGACCACCGGUCCUGCUGCAUGGAUUCACUUCCACUCUGAUUUCAGUGUGUCUGACCGGGGCUUCCACAUCACAUACACAACAUCCCCGAGUGACCCUGGUUGUGGUGGCACUUUCACUGACAGUGAGGGGGUCAUCAUUUCCCCCAACUGGCCCAACGACUAUGCUCACAACCGCCAGUGUGUCUAUCUGAUCAGACUGCCAGAGGGAGCGGAGGUGUCUCUCAACUUCACCCACAUGAACCUGGAGAGUCACGGCAGCUGUCUCUUUGAUUAUGUGGAGGUCCGUGAUGGAAGACUGGAGACUGAUCCUUUGAUCGGGAGGUACUGUGGGUCUACCCUGCCAGCUCCCAUUAGCUCCUCCUCCAACUUCAUGUGGAUCCGGUUUAGGUCAGACAGCUCAGUCAGCCGGGCGGGUUUCAGGGCCAUGUACACUGUCGCUUGUGGUGGCACUUUGUCUGGAACCGGGCAGAUAAGCUCUCCUUACCAUCCCAACGCCUAUCCCCACGACAAGGCGUGUGAGUGGGUCAUCAACCAGCCUCAGGGAUACGUGGUCACCCUCAACUUCCUAGCCUUUGACAUUGAAGGAGGAUCCUGUCGUUAUGACUUUGUAGAGGUCAGGGAUGGUUCUACGUCCAGCUCUCCUCUGCUGGGGACGUUCUGUGGAGUUGAGAUGCCCCCCAUGCUUCAGUCCACGCAGAGAUCUAUGUACAUCUAUUUCAAAACCGACUCCUCCGUCACCAACCUUGGCUUUGAGGCAGCGUACGGCUCUGCCCUGGAAGGCUGUGGAGACACCCUGACUAGUCCUUCAGGCGCCAUCACGAGCCCCGGUCACCCCUCUAACUACCCUCAUGGUGCCAACUGUACCUGGUUCAUCAGUGUGAGCCCCGGAAACCUGGUCCGGCUGUCGUUUGACUCCUUCAACCUGGAGUACCACUCCAACUGUAACUACGACUACGUGGAGGUGUACGAUAACGGCACUGUGACGACAGGAACCAAGAUCGGAAGGUACUGUGGGCGUUCGAUCCCUCCAUCCAUCACCAGCACAGACAACCAGCUGUCCUUGCUGUUUGUGUCUGACUCCAGUAUGGUCUCUGAGGGAUUCUCUGCCAGCUACGUCUCCUUUGAUGCUUCCACAGCCUGCAGUGAGACCUUCACCUCCCCUACAGGAACCUUCUUUUCACCCAAUCACCCCGACUACUAUCCUACAAACAGAGAUUGUAUCUUCAAGAUCAUCGUGCAGGUCAACAUGCAGAUCAUGCUGAACUUCACCAGCUUUGAUCUGGAGGGCUCUCCUCCUUCAUGCAACUUUGACUUUGUGGAGAUCAGGGAUGGUGGCUAUGAGACAUCACCACUGAUUGGUAAAUUCUGUGCCAGUCAGAGGCCUCCAGUCCUCGUGUCUCACAGUAACCGCCUUUGGGUAAGGUUCAGAUCUGAUUCCAGCAUCACCCGUUCUGGAUUCAGUGCUCACUGGGAUGGAACGCAGACCGGUUGUGGAGGGACACUGACAACUGCAUCUGGAGGGUUCUCCUCCCCUAACUACCCCUUGCCUUACCACCCUAAUGCUGAGUGCUACUGGAACAUUAGGACCAGCCAGGGCAGCCAGGUCUUCCUCACCUUCUCUGACUUCCACCUGGAGUCCAGCUCGUCCUGCUUAUACGACUACUUAGCUGUGUAUGAUGGUAACAGCACCAGUGCCCCAGAGCUGGGUAAGUUUUGUGGCACUCAGAUGCCCGUUGCCAUCAACUCGUCCAGCAACCUGCUCUACAUCAAGCUACGCACUGACAGCAUGAUCAGCGCUGGAGGCUUCCUCGCAUCGUACACCUCAAGGUGCAGUGAUGUACAGAUCUCAGGCCGGCACAGCGGAGUGGUGGAGUCACUCAACUUUCCCAACGACUACCCCCUUAACUCCCAGUGCAGCUGGACCAUCCUGGCCAGCAGUGGAAACACCAUCAACUACACGUUCACUGCCUUCCAGCUGGAGAGUGGAAGCUGUUACUAUGACUACCUAAAGAUCUAUAAUGGACCUAACACACAAGCUCCUCUAAUUGGUACAUACUGUGGCUACACGCCCCCUCCAGCCAAUGGCAGCACAGGCUCAGCACUGACCGUGGUGUUCAGAUCAGACUCUUCAUUAUCGAUGUCCGGCUUCCAGAUGAUGUGGUACCAGAACGGUUGUGGUGGGGAUCUCUCUGGUCCUAGUGGCUCCUUCAACAGCCCAGAGUACCCAGACAGGUACCCUGAAAACAGAGAGUGUUUCUGGUAUAUCACCACGUCAGCUGGCAGCAGCAUGACGCUCACCAUCCACGAGUUUGAUGUGGAGUUUCACCAGGACUGCAACUAUGACGUGCUGGAAGUGUACGGGGGUCCUGACCUGACAGCUCCUCAGCUGGUAAAGCUCUGCACCACCACAUCAAGCCCAAUGCAGGUGUCCAGCACCGGAAACCUGCUCACUGUGCGCUUUAAGUCUGAUGCUUACGUCAGUGGUAGAGGUUUCAAUGCAAGCUGGGCUGAAGCCCAGGGAGGCUGUGGAGGCCCAGUAACAGCUCCGGCAGGGGAGAUCCACUCUCCUUCAUAUCCAAACAGCUACCCCAACAACGUGGACUGUUCCUGGGUGAUCAGUGUGGAUCAAAACCACCGUGUCCUCUUUAACUUCUCUGACCUGGACAUUGAGCCUCACAGCAGCUGUAUGUGGGACUAUGUGGCUAUCUAUGAUGGUCCUUCUAUGUCAUCUCCUCUGCUGGCCCGCGUGUGUGGCACCAGUCAUCCUCCCGCCAUCACCUCCACACAGAACGUCAUCUAUGUCCGCUUCCGGUCAGACUCCAGUCUCAGCCAUCGUGGUUUCAGCGCUCGCUUCUCUGAGGCUUGUGGUUCAACCAUCACAACAGACGAUCUUGGAGGAGCCAUUGCAUCGCCCCGGUACCCAGCAUUGUACCCCCCGAACCAGAACUGUAGCUGGAUCAUCAGAGCGCAGGAACCAUUCAACCAUGUGACGCUGUCCUUCACGGACUUUGAGUUAGAGAUGAACAAUCCAGACUGCUCCCACGACGCCGUCAACAUCCUCGACGGAGACAACUACCAGGCCCCGUCCAUAGGUUCGUACUGCGGCUCUGAGAUCCCUCAUCCAGUGACGUCCUUCAGUAACUCUCUGGUGGUCAACUUCAUCUCUGACAGCUCGGUCUCCAAGAAGGGCUUCAGAGCCACCUACUCAGCAUCCACCUCCAGCUGUGGAGGAGACCUGGUGAUGGAGAGUGGGGCAUUCAACAGCCCCAACUAUCCAGAUGCUUACCCGUCUAAUGUGGAGUGUGUGUGGACCAUCAGGAGCUCACCAGGGAACCGCCUCCAGCUCUCAUUUAUCACCUUCAGCCUUCAGGGAGACUACGGCUGUCAGAAUGACUUCCUGGAAAUCAGAGAGGGCAACUCCACCGGGACUCUUGUGGGUCGCUUCUGUGGAAGCUCACUCCCCUCCAACUACACCUCAGUGAUUGGCCACAUACUGUGGGUGAAGUUUGUCUCUGAUGCAUCCAUCAGUGGAGGAGGAUUUAGAGCCACCUUUGCCCACUUGUAUGGAAAUGAUCUGACGGGGGAGUCUGGUCAGAUAGCAUCCCCGAUGUACCCCAGAACAUACCCCAACAACGCUCACUACCGCUGGACCAUCACUGUGGAGGGAGACAGCUACAUCCAGAUACGCUUCUUGGACAUGGACAUAGAGGACCUCUAUGACUGCUACUAUGACAAUCUGAAAAUAUUCGACGGUCCCAGUGUUCAUUACUAUCCCCUCGGGACGUUCUGUGGUUUGAGGCUGCCCCAUCCUCUGAGAAGCACUGCCAGCACCAUCACCCUGCAGUUCCAGUCAGACUCAGUGGUGGGAGGAAAAGGCUUCCUCGUGGAGUGGACCUCUGUCCAGGACUCAGGGCCACCACCCACUAUCCCACCAGGUGCGUGUGGUGGAACCGUCAUGCCAGGGGAGGCUCCAGGCUUCCUUUUUUCUCCUGGCUGGCCUGACAGCUACCCUGCAAACCAAGAGUGCACCUGGUUAAUACGAUCUCCAGACUCUACUGUAGAGUUCAACCUCCUGUCUAUAGACAUGGAGGACUACCCCACCUGCUACUUUGACAGCCUGGUCAUCAGAGAUGGUGCCUCGAGUCUGUCCCCUGUGCUUGCCAGUGUGUGUGGUCGGGAGCCUCCAGGUCCUCUCCACUCAACAGGAGACUCCAUGUACAUCCACUUCUCCUCAGACAGCAGCGUCAGUGGCCGAGGCUUCAAUGCCUCCUACUCCAAAGGUUGUGGUGGCCUUCUGCAUGUAGACAGGGGGACCCUGAGUAGUCCCCACUACCCCCAGAACUACCUGCCCAGCCUUGAUUGUCGCUGGCAUGUGAUGGUGACACCUGGCUUCAGAGUGUCUGUUACCUUCCAGAGCCCCUUCCAGAUUUCAGGCUAUGGGACCGGAUGCAGCUCAGGAGACUAUGUGGAGCUCAGAAAUGGUCCAGAUGCCUCUUCUCCGAUACUGGGGGGUCGACUCUGUGGUUCAAGUCCACCCUCCCUCCUCCAGACGACCGACAAUCACCUGUUUGCGCGCUUUGUGACCGACGCGAGUAACGAGGCCAGUGGUUUCAAACUGACCUUUGAAGCCCACAGUCAAGCUUGUGGGGGCUACAUUGAGCUGAAUGAUUAUGAUCCUCCUGGUUAUAUCACAUCGCCUAACUAUCCACAGAACUACCCUCAGAACAUCGACUGUGUCUGGGUGAUCACUGUGCCCAACGGAGAAGCAGUCCAAAUCGACUUUGAGGAUGAAUUCUACAUCGAGACGACUAGCAGCUGUAUGUACGACUACCUGGAGCUGCGUGACGGCUCCACCUCCAACGCCGACUUGAUCUCUCGUCUCUGUGGCAACACGCGACCAUCAACCCAGCACUCCACAGGGUCCUCCAUGCUGCUCAGGUUUCGUACCGACACCAGCGUCACGCACAAAGGCUUCAAGGCCAAGUACUCCAUCGCAACAUGUGGAGGUACAUUCAUAGGUCAGAUGGGUACGCUUCGCAGCCCCGGUUUCCCUGACUCCAACUAUCCAGACAGCUCCAACUGUGAGUGGUACCUGGAGGGUCCCGUCGGGCACUACCUCACCCUGAGCUAUGAGAGCUUCAACCUGCAGACGAGUCAAGGAUGCACUGCUGACUAUGUGGAGAUCAGAGACUACAACGCUUCAGGGCGUCUGCUGGGCCGACACUGUGGCAGUAACCUUCCAGCUUCCUUGGACACAUCUGACAGUUUUGCCUACGUCAGGUUUGUCAGCGACUCAGGAGGAAACGCGGCCGGCUUCAGUCUGUCGUUUGAAGCGAGUGUUGAAGUCUGUGGAGGAGAGCUGAAUGCACCUUCAGGAACGAUUUCAUCUCCAAACUACCCCAACCUGUACCCGCACAGCCGACUGUGUCGCUGGGACCUGAUCGUGUUGCCCGGUCGCAGAGUGACACUCACCAUAAACGACCUGCGGUUAGAAGAAUCUGGUUCCUCGUGUGUUUUUGACUACGUUGAGGUUCUGAAUGGAUUAGCUGCUGACGCCCCUCGCCUACAAAGAUUCUGUGGCACAGUAUCAGCAGGCACCCAAGUGCGCUCCUCCGGCAACACCAUGACUGUCGUGUUCCGCACUGACGCCUCUGUGUCCAACGGUGGCUUCAUGGCUACUUACUCCUCAGAUGAACCUGCAGAAUGCGGAGGCGAGCUGAGCAACUCAGCCGGUGGGAACUUCACCUCCCCUGGGUACCCCAUGUCCAACUACAGCAACAACCUGAACUGUGAGUGGCUGAUCAGGAACCACCAUCACAUCAACUCUUCUAUCGUGGUCCUGAUAGAAGAUCUGCACAUAGAGAACCACCAGUCCUGCGAGUCAGACUACCUCCAGUUUCGCUUAGGUAACGCUGAUGGAGAAAUGCUGGCAAAACUUUGUGGGCAGACCGUCCCUCCAGUUCCAAUUGUGGUCUUCACCCCAGAGCUCUGGGUCCACUUUCAGACUGAUGCCUCCCAGGGAGACCUGGGCUUCAAGGCCAAAUACUUGUUCUCUGAGUGUGGAGGAUGGCAGAGUGGUGAGGGAGGGCUGUUGUCCAGUCCCAAUUACCCCAGCGCUUACCCGAGCCCCAGUCGCUGUGCUUGGCUGCUGGAGGCUCCAGCAGGUCACACCAUCACGCUAACCUUCAGCUACUUCAACCUGGAGGAGCACUCUAAAUGUGGCUGGGACUCUCUCACCAUAUUCAAUGGGGGGUCCCCUGGCUCCCCCAUUAUCGGCCAGUACUGUGGGACCACUUCCCCCGGAACCAUCCAGUCAGGAUCCAACAAGCUUGCUGUCGUCUUCCUGGCUGACCACAGUGUGUCAAGGGGUGGUUUCAUGGCCUCAUGGUCUGCAGAUUCAUCAGGCUGUGGAGGGGUGAUCCAUGCUGAUACAGGUACAAUCAAGUCUCCAAACUAUCCCCAAAACUUCCCUGCUAAUGUGGAGUGCACCUGGCGUAUCAUCGCCCAUGAAGGAAACCAUGUGGAGAUGAGCUUCAACAGUGAUUUCCAGAUUCCAGACAGCUCAGGGACCUGCCAGAGCAGCUACGUCAAGGUAUGGUCAGGUCAGAGAGAGAAUGCGGAGGCUCUGCUGUCGACAGGCUGUGGCUCGGUCGCCCCAGCUCCAAUCGUUGCUCCCUUUAAUAUCAUCACGAGCCGAUUCCAGGCGACUGGAUCACCUGGCAGAGGUUUCUCAGCCUCCUUCAUCACCAGGUGCGGAGCAAACUUCACCGCUGCCAGUGGACGUGUGGUUUCACCAAACUAUCCAAGUGACUAUCCCAACUACUCCAACUGCAACUACAGCAUCAACGUUGGAGAGAAGACUGUGGUCAUCCUCACUUUCCAGACGUUUCAGGUUGAAUCACACUCCACAUGUCUGUAUGAUGGCCUGAAGAUCUACAGUCUGGCGACUAGUGGGUCUCCCAUUGCCACUCUGUGUGGGUCCACUGUCCCAGGUCCCUUCUCCUCCUUUGGCCCCAUGUUGCUCAACUUCUAUUCUGACUCUGUGGUCCCCAUGCGUGGUUUCAUGGCAGAGUACACAGCUAUUCCAUGUGGUGGUUUCUUCAACAGCACCAUGGGUACAGUGAGCAGCCCAGCACUCUCCAUGGCUAACUACCAUCACAACAUCAACUGCACCUACCACAUCAUGGUUCAGGCCAACACAGUGGUGGAUCUCAAGUUUAACACGUUUCACCUGGAGGCGUCCUCCUCCUGUCGUUAUGACUAUGUGGCGGUGUACGAUGGACAGGACUCCCUGGCACCUUUGCUUGGGAAAUUCUGUGGUACAUCGCUCCCACCAGAUCUGCGCUCCACUUCCAACCAACUGUACAUCAUCUUCAGGACCGACGCCUCAGUCAACGGGGUUGGCUGGAGGGCUGUUUAUUCUGAAACAUUAGGUCCAGCUCAGGGAUGUGGAGGAUACCUGUCCAUGCCCAUGGGCAUGUUUGGCUCUCCAGAUCCAAACCUGGAUGGACGCUAUGAGCCCAGGAUGGACUGCAUGUGGACCAUCGAGAUGCCAGUUAACAAAGUUAUCAACCUGACCUUCACGUCCUUCGAUCUUGAGAGCUCCUCCUCUUGCCGCUAUGACUCUGUCAAAGUGUAUGAUGGAGACAACACUAACUUCCCUCUGGUCGGGACGUUCUGUGGAAACACCAUCCCUUCAUUUUUUAUCUCAGCUGGAAACUUUCUGACCAUCCACUUUUUAACCGACAGCUCGGUCCAAAAACAAGGCUUCAAUGCUACCUACAGAUCUAUGCCACUGGUGUGUGGUGGGACUGUGAACGCCACCACCAAUGUCCAGACCCUGACAUCACCCUACUUCCCCAACCCCUACCCCGCUUACACCUCCUGUCGCUGGAUCCUGGAUGCUCCUGCACAGGAAACCAUCAAAGUAUCUGUGCAGACCUUUGUCCUCCAGCCCAGCCAGAGCUGCUCAUCCAACUACCUGGAGAUGAAGGACUGGCCUCUGGGAGAUUAUGGACAGUCCCUGAAAACCUGUGCAGCAGAUGGUCGUCCUCUUGACUUCUACAGCUAUGGCAGAACAGUUCUUCUUCACUUCAAAUCUGACGCCUUCAUGGCUGGGAACGGCCUGAGCUUUACCUAUCAGAUCGCUGGCUGUAGCAGAACCUAUGAACAGGAGUACGGCUACCUGAAGAGUCCUGGCUGGCCUGACAUCUACCCCUACAACAUGGACUGCACCAUCAUCCUGAAGGCCCCCCAGAACAGUCACAUCUCCUUCUUCUUCAACAGCUUUGAUUUGGAGAGCCACACUAACUGUGGCUUUGACUUCCUGGAGAUCCGUAACGGUAGCACAGCAGACUCACCGCUGAUUGAUCGGUACUGCGGCAGCACUGUGCCAAACCCAAUCUUCCCCAGGUCCAAUGAGCUCUACCUCCGCUUCAAGAGUGACUUCUCUCAUGCUCGAGACGGCUUCGAGGCCACGUGGACGUCCUCCCCUCAAGGUUGUGGCGGCACUCUGUUUGGAGACCACGGCUCAUUCGCGAGUCCCAACUACCCAGGCACCUAUCCCAACGGUACCCAGUGUGAAUGGAGUAUCGUAGCACCCAGAGGCCGUGUGGUGACCGUCACCUUCGCUCAGAUCAGCAUCGAUGACCCUGGAGACUGCCAGAACAACUUUUUGAAGUUGUAUGACGGCCCGGACGCCUCCUCAGCGCCUGUUGGACCGUACUGUGGAGCGGAAACCAACAUAGCUCCGUUCACAGCCUCCUCCCAUCAUGUCUUCAUCGUUUUCCAAGCCCAGUAUGCCACCCUCCCCUCAGGAUUCAGACUCACCUGGAGCAGCUGAAAAACAUCCCCUUCCAUGAACACACACUCACAUUCAUACACUGUUUCUGACUUAUUAUAUUUUAAAUGUAAACAAUGUGCAUUCAUUUUGAGUAAAUAAUAAAUCUUCAUAA